AUGGAGACCUAUUUGUCUUCUUUGGGUUAUAAAGCUUGGAAGUCAGUUGAAAAUGACUAUACAAUACCUUCUAGAGGACCUUCUACACCUGAUGAAGAAAAGGCCUAUGAAAGCAAUGCAAAUUCCAAAAAUUUCAUUCUUUCUAGUGUAACUAAUGAUAUUCUUGUUAAGGUAAUGCAUUGUCAAAGUGCUAAGAAAGUUUGGGAUAAACUGAAUAAUGUUUACAAAGGUAAUGAUAAAAUUAAGGAAGCCAAAUUUCAAACACUUAGGGAAAAUUUUGAAAGUCUUAAAAUGAGUAAGGAAGAAAAAAUUGAAGAAUAUCUACUCAGGGUAGAUGAAACAGUUAAUGUAAUGAGAGGCCUUGGUGAGACUGUUGAUGAGCCUAUUGUUGUCAAAAAGGUUCUUAGAUCCUUACCUUCUAGAUAUGAUUCAAAAGUCUCAGUUGUAGAAGAGGCAAAGGAUAUAAAGAAAUUUACAUUAGAUGAAUUGCAUGGAACAUUUACAACAUGUGAAAUGAGAACUCGAAAUGAGGUUUUCACUAGUAAGGAAACAACUUUUAAAACUAUUAAACAGGAAAAAUUAGUUGACACUGAUUUUGAAAUUUCAGAUGAGGAAGAAUUAAACAUUGUAGGGAGACUCAAGAAGGGUUUAUAUAAAUACAAAGGGAAACUCCCUUUUAAGUGCUUUAACUGCAGUAAAGUUGGACAUUUUGCAGCAAAGUAUGCAUAA
This is a messenger RNA of Cryptomeria japonica (Japanese cedar), 729 nucleotides long. RefSeq lists its product as uncharacterized. NCBI's taxonomy places the organism in Eukaryota, Viridiplantae, Streptophyta, Pinopsida, Cupressales, Cupressaceae. Bases 1 to 729 code for a protein of 242 amino acids. The transcript has a single exon. The record is from RefSeq and is a predicted model, not a curated record.